UCUCCCUUGGCUCAUUGGCUCAGAAAGCUCCACCCAACAGAGGCGUGAGGAACAAAAGCUGCCUCCGGGAGGCCCCCGGGCAGACAGACCAGGGACCAGAGAGUCGGCUAGACCCAGGAAAGGCUCUCCCGGCCUCGCAGCCCCCACGCCACGAGUGGGUGCUCACAGGUGCAGACGGUCCACGUGAGGAAGCCAGGACACUAUCAGCAUGAACUGGGCAUCCCUGCAGGCCCUCCUGAGCGGCGUGAACAAGUACUCCACAGCACUGGGCCGCAUCUGGCUGUCGGUGGUGUUCAUCUUCCGCGUGCUGGUGUACGUGGUGGCGGCCGAGGAGGUGUGGGAUGAUGAACAGAAGGACUUCAUCUGCAACACCAAGCAGCCGGGCUGCCCCAACGUCUGCUACGACGAGUUCUUUCCCGUGUCCCACGUGCGCCUCUGGGCCCUGCAGCUCAUCCUGGUCACCUGCCCCUCGCUGCUGGUGGUCAUGCACGUGGCCUACCGCCAGGAGCGUGAGCGCAAGCACCGCAUGAAGCACGGGCCCGACGCCCCGUCCCUGUACGACAACCCAAGCAAGAAGCGGGGCGGGCUCUGGUGGACAUACCUGCUGAGUCUCAUCUUCAAGGCUGCUGUCGACGCUGGCUUCCUCUACAUCUUCCACCGCCUCUACCAGGAUUAUGACAUGCCCCGAGUGGUGGCCUGCUCCGAGUCACCUUGCCCCCACACGGUAGACUGCUACAUCUCUCGACCCACAGAGAAGAAGGUCUUCACCUACUUCAUGGUGGCCACAGCUGUGAUCUGCAUCCUGCUCAACCUCAGUGAGGUCACCUACCUGGUGGGCAAGAGGUGCCUGGAGACCUUCAGUCCGAGGCGCAAGCGGUCUCGGCACCGGGACCACCUGCCCGACACGUGCCCCCCAUAUGUCCUCUCCCAGGGAGAGCACCCCCAAGAUGGGAACUCUGUCUUAAUGAAGGCUGGGUCGGCCACCGUGGAUGCAGGUGGGUUUCCAUAACCUGUGAGGUCGGUAGCAAGGACCACCAGGGCCGUGGUCUGUUCCCUAAGGCCACGGCAGGGUGGUGGCAUCUUUUCUGCGGCAGGGCGGGUGAGGAAGACGGUUGCAGGGCUCAGGAAGCCCACCCAGGGGCCAGUGCUGGAGAGCAGUUUGGUCUCUGGGUCCUGAGCCCCAGGGGAGGGAGGUUGACGGCUGGUGGGCAUUUUGUAUAUGGUAAUGGCAUAUGUGGAAACUGUUAAUAAAUAUGAUUUUCCCAGUAUGUUGUAGACCGGGCGGGGCGUGGUGGGUAGAAGUGUCAGGGGGGUUCACCAUGGACCUCAG
Messenger RNA from Zalophus californianus (California sea lion), 1330 nucleotides. RefSeq names its product gap junction protein beta 4 (gene GJB4). NCBI's taxonomy places the organism in Eukaryota, Metazoa, Chordata, Mammalia, Carnivora, Otariidae. The transcript has 2 exons. The record is from RefSeq and is a predicted model, not a curated record. Bases 209 to 1009 code for a protein of 266 amino acids. Gene Ontology annotation, biological process: cell communication. Gene Ontology annotation, molecular function: gap junction channel activity. Gene Ontology annotation, cellular component: connexin complex.